UGUCAUGGUUGUCAGGAACCAAUCAGCGAAUAUUACCUGCUGACAGUUCAUCCGGACAUCAACUUUCACGAGAAGUGCUUGAGGUGUGUGGAGUGCAAGGUCACACUCGAUGAAACGAAGACGUGUUUCUUCAACAGUGGUCAACCAUUUUGUAAAUGGGAUUAUAACAGGUUGGUUGGUCGAGUGAAAUGUGGGUUGUGCAACUGCAACUUCAACAAAGACGAGCUUGUCAUGAUCACCAGUACAUCUGCAUAUUACCAUCUCGAUUGCUUUCGAUGUGUCGUUUGUAGCCGUGUGAUAUCGAAGGGUGAAAACUACUCCUGCUACAACAACAACAUCUACUGCCAGAUGGAUUACGACGUUGAACAACAUCAACAAUUGAAUGAAGACAUCAACACGUUCAACAACAGCAACAGAUUGUUAAAUUCACAACAACCUCAUCCUCCUCUCCAUCACCAUCACCAUCAUCAUCACCACCGUCCAUCGUCGGUUCGAACGGUGCUGAACGAGAAGCAGCUGCACACGCUGAGGACCUGCUACGCCGCCAACCCGCGACCUGAUGCCCUCAUGAAGGAACAACUCGUCGAGAUGACGGGAUUGAAUCCUCGCGUCAUCAGGGUCUGGUUCCAGAACAAGAGGUGCAAAGACAAGAAGAGGAGUGUCCUCAUCAAGCAGAUCAGACAACAGCACGACAAGGUGGUCAGGUGUCAAAGUGUGUUACUGUGCGUGUGCGUGUGUGCGUGCUUAUGUGUGUUUAUGGUAGAUGUUUAA
Messenger RNA from Helobdella robusta, 771 nucleotides. RefSeq lists its product as hypothetical. NCBI's taxonomy places the organism in Eukaryota, Metazoa, Annelida, Clitellata, Rhynchobdellida, Glossiphoniidae. Gene Ontology annotation, biological process: positive regulation of transcription by RNA polymerase II; axonogenesis; neuron fate specification. Gene Ontology annotation, molecular function: cis-regulatory region sequence-specific DNA binding; DNA-binding transcription factor activity, RNA polymerase II-specific. The record is from RefSeq and is a predicted model, not a curated record. Gene Ontology annotation, cellular component: nucleus. The annotation marks the transcript as partial. The transcript has 5 exons.